Messenger RNA from Condylura cristata (star-nosed mole), 2487 nucleotides. RefSeq names its product family with sequence similarity 134, member A (gene RETREG2). The transcript is spliced from 9 exons. The coding region runs from base 9 to 1673 and encodes 554 amino acids. Lineage: Eukaryota; Metazoa; Chordata; Mammalia; Eulipotyphla; Talpidae. The record is from RefSeq and is a predicted model, not a curated record.
GCGGGGCGAUGGCGAGCAGCGGAGGCGGCGGUAACACCGGCGCGGGCGGGGGACCCGGCCUGAGCCUCGGCCUGGGCCUGGGUUUGAGCCUCGGCAUGGGUGAGGCCACCGGCGAAGCGGAGGAGGAGGCGGCCGCGGCCGAGGCGGUGGGACGCCUGGCCACGACGCUGUGGCUGCGGCUCCGCGGCUGGGAGGCGGUGCUGGUGGCCGCGCAGCGGCUGCUGGUGUGGGAGAAGCCGCUGCACAGCCUGGUCACGGCGGCCGCGCUCAACGGCCUCUUCUGGUUACUGUCUUCGUCGUCCCUUCGGCCCUUCUUUCUGCUCAGCAUCUCACUCUUGGCCUAUUUUCUCCUGGAUCUUUGGCGGCCUCGCUUCUUCCCCGAUGUCUCAGCAUCAUCCCCAGAGGAGCCACACUCUGACAGUGAGGGUGCGGGGUCAGGCGCCCGGCCGCACCUGCUGAGUGUGCCCGAGUUGUGCAGAUACCUGGCUGAGAGCUGGCUCACCUUCCAGAUUCACCUGCAGGAGCUGCUGCAGUACAAGAGGCAGAAUCCAGCUCAGUUCUGUGCUCGAGUCUGCUCUGGCUGUGCUGUGCUGGCUGUGCUGGGGCAUUAUGUUCCAGGGAUUAUGAUUUCCUACAUUGUCUUGCUGAGUAUCCUGCUGUGGCCCCUGGUGGUUUAUCACGAGCUGAUCCAGAGGAUGUACACUCGCCUGGAGCCCCUGCUCAUGCAGCUGGACUACAGCAUGAAGGCAGAAGCUGAUGCCCUGCAUCACAAGCACGACAAGAGGAAGCGACAGGGGAAGAAUGCACCCCCAGGAAGUGAUGAGCCGCUGGCAGAAACAGAGAGUGAAAGCGAGGCAGAACUGGCUGGCUUCUCCCCAGUGGUGGAUGUGAAGAAAACAGCCCUGGCCUUGGCCAUCACAGACUCGGAGCUGUCAGAUGAAGAGGCUUCAAUCUUGGAGAGUGGUGGCUUCUCGGUGUCCCGGGCCACAACUCCACAGCUGACUGAUGUCUCAGAGGAUUUGGAUCAGCAGAGCCUGCCAAGUGAGCCAGAGGAGGCCCUGAGCCGGGAGCUAGGAGAGGGCGAGGAGACAGAGCUGGCCCCUCCCGAAGACCUGCUGCCACCCCCUCAGACCCUCUCAAGGCAAGGCCUGGACUUGGAGGAAGCGGAGGACAAUGUGGCAGCCAGGGAGACCUUGCUGCGGCUCUCGUCCCCCCUUCACUUCGUGAACACGCACUUCAAUGGGGCAGGGUCCCCUACAGAUGGAGUGAAGCCCUCCUCUGGAGGACCAGUGGAGAUACUGAGCCCGGAGGCAGUGAGUGUUGAACUCACCACCGCACCCAGCACCCUGUCACCCCUACUCUCCCUUGCUGAAAGUGACCCAGUUCCCUCCCCCUCAGGGCUCCCCGCUCUUCCCCAGGACUUAGCCCAGCCCCUUCCUGCCCCUGAGGAAGAAGAGGCGCUCACCACUGAGGACUUUGAGUUGCUGGAUCAGGGGGAGCUGGAGCAGCUGGAUGCAGAGCUGGGGUUGGGGCCAGAGACAUCCCCAGAGCCUCCUGAUGCUCCACCCCCUCCGCCCCUAGGGCCUGACACCCUGUCCGGGGUACAGGCAGACCAAGAGGCUCGGGCCGUGGCAGAGCCACGAGCUGUGGAGAAGCAGUUGCAGGCACAGUAGGAUUUCCUGGCUAGAGGUAUCACGGUCUCCCCCUUUCUUGACUAUGGGGAGGGGCAACGUGUGGGGGAGCUGGCUGUCAGAGGGCAGCCAGUCCACCCUCCUCCUGCCUGCCUGCUGUCCCAGGCCCAGCACAGUCCCUGUGCCUAGGAUUGGUUUUAAGUUUGUAAAUAAUUUUACUUUUGGGUUAGUGGAUGUGAACAGGGCUAGGAAAGUCCUUCCCACAGCCUGCACUUUGCCUCCAUGCCUCAUCUCUGUUCACUCCCUUUCCCCAAACCCUGGUGGUCUCUCUAUUUCCUCCGAUCCUCAGGGACCUGUGCUCCUCUGUCCUCAUGUCCCAUCUGGUUGUUUAGUUCAGGCACUUUAUCAUUUUUCUCUCUUGACCCAUGCUCCUCUCUGCUUAAUUUCCCUGCUGGGUUCUGUCCUUAGCAACUCAGCCCCUGUACUUUGCCAGGUCCUCCCUGAUGUCAGGGAGGUUCCUGUCUGGAAGGUACAGACUCAGCCUGGGUGGUGGGUCAGACCAGUAGUUCUGUGCAUAGAUCACUGUAUCCUUAUAACAUUCUCUAACCUCGCCCCAGUUCAUUCAGCCUUCUGUGCUGCAGGAGAGCAGGGAUCUCAGCACACGCACCAGCACUGCACGAGUGAGCAGGAGCUCUGUCUUGCUGGGAUGAUGGACUCGAGCCAUCCUAGGGAGGAGUAAGGAGACCUCCUCGGGGCCUUGGGUGGUCCAGGUGUGGUGGGACCUCUAGGGUCAGGAAGUGGGUGGUAACAUCUGUGCAGGUGUCGACUGGAAAAAUAAAGUGUUGAUUGCCUGGAA